Molecule: messenger RNA, 1097 nt
Organism: Hibiscus syriacus
Lineage: Eukaryota; Viridiplantae; Streptophyta; Magnoliopsida; Malvales; Malvaceae
Product: NAC domain-containing protein 86-like
Exons: 4
Coding region: 91-981 (296 amino acids)
Biological process (GO): regulation of DNA-templated transcription
Molecular function (GO): DNA binding
Source: RefSeq, a predicted model, not a curated record
AGUGCAUGUUCGGUUCUGUUGUAUUUCAUUGCAAGAAAAUCUGUCUGAUUUUCCCUCUCCUCUCUCUCUCUCUCUCGAAACCGAACUGCCAUGGCUCCCAUGACUCUCCCUCCUGGUUUCAGGUUUCACCCAACUGACGAAGAGCUUGUCGCAUACUAUCUGGACAGGAAAAUCAGUGGUCGUACGAUCGAUCUCGAGAUCAUCCCAGAAGUUGAUCUUUACAAAUGCGAGACUUGGGAUUUACCAGAUAAGUCAUUUUUGCCGAGCAAAGACAUGGAGUGGUUCUUCUACAGCCCAAGGAACAAGAAAUACCCUAACGGGUCGAGAACCAACAGGGCAACGCGCGGCGGGUAUUGGAAAGCGACGGGGAAGGAUAGGGCGGUGCAGAUGUCGGGGUCUCAGAAGAGGGCGGCGGUGGUUGGUAUGAAAAAGACUUUGGUUUAUUACAGAGGUAGGGCUCCCCACGGCAUCAGAACCAAUUGGGUCAUGCAUGAAUAUCGCUUACUCCACUCCGCUUCUCCCACUGUUCCUUCCAGUUUAAAGGAUUCAUAUUCUUUAUGCCGCGUCUUCAAGAAGAACAUACAAAUUCUCAAAACAAAAGUAGCAACCGCAACUAUUGAGAACAACCAGUCAUUUGGUGAUGAAAUUUCAAGAGGGAGAGAGUUCGAAGUUGAUGUUGAAGACGAGAAUUUCAAUGCUUCUUCCUCGGAUGUCACUCAAGGAACUCCCAACGAACCUGGCAUGGUUGAUGAAUACCAAGCUCCAUUCAUCUCGAACGAAGCUAAUAGUUCAACUGAUUUGAGUUCUAUCGAUCUCGAUUUCUCCUCCGACCUAAUUCAGGAAAUGCAGGUUCCGGGCUACACAAAUCUUCGUUACCAUGUUCCAUAUCCACCAUUGAAGCUAGAAGAUUUCCCACAGAUAAAUAUUAUAUCAGAGACGAAGGUCGAGAUAAUCGAUGAGUACAUGAUGUAUGAUAAGUAAAGGACUACGUGAACGGGUCAUUAGAAGAGAUUUUCUCACUGUGUGCCUCUCAUGACAAUUCCAUGCAUGAUUGAAAACGCACUAACAAAAAACAUCACUUUUGACAACAUCAAUAU